Molecule: messenger RNA, 630 nt
Organism: Recurvomyces mirabilis
Lineage: Eukaryota; Fungi; Ascomycota; Dothideomycetes; Mycosphaerellales; Teratosphaeriaceae
Exons: 2
Coding region: 1-630 (209 amino acids)
Source: RefSeq, a predicted model, not a curated record
AUGGAGUUCGUGGCUCGCAACACCCUCAUCCCUGUUCCUAAGAUCUACUGUGCGUUCAAGCGCAAAGGCUGGACGUACAUUGUGAUGGAGAAGGUCAAAGGCGAAACUAUGGCACUCAAUUGGCAGUCAAGGUCGGCUGAAUCCAAGGCAGACAUUUUACGACAGCUGAAGGAAUUGAUUGAAAGCAUGCGGCACCUUGUUCCUUCGUCCUCAGCUGUUGCGAAUGUUGACGGUGGUCGACUGCUACCCGGCCAGUCUCUCGACUUCGGACCGUUCAACAACGUCGAUGCUUUCCAUCAGUAUCUGCGAGGCGGCUUUGAUGCUGUGUCUGAGAGAUUCCCGCCCGACGUCAACGACUUGAUACAUUUCCACGAUCGGGAAUGGCCGAUGCCCGUGUUCACACAUGGCGACCUAAGCAGCCUCAACAUAAUGGUGGAAGACGACAAGAUCACCGGUAUUAUCGAUUGGGAGACAGCCGGAUGGUAUUUACCAUACUGGGAGUACACAGCAGCAUGCCAAGUCAACUUUCGAAACACCUUUUGGCGUGACGAGAUUGAUAAAUUCCUGGUACCUUGGCCUGCAGAAUUGAAACAGGAAGAGGUUCGGCGACGUUACUUUGGAGACGUGUGA